AUGUUUCUCCAGAUCGCAAGUUACCUGGUGCUCGCGUUGAUCGCCGUUGUGACUGUAGUGUACAUGUUAAUUCAACGACAGUUUACUCACUGGGAAAGGAAAGGCAUACCGUAUGUGAAACCUGAAUCCUACUUGGGUACCUAUGCUGACAUUGUAAGGAGCAAGAAGUCCGUGGCUGAAUUGCUCACAGAACUAUGGGGAAAAAUAAAAGCUGAUAGAUUUGGCGGUAUCUGGGAACUCUUUUCGCCGAGAUUGUUUAUCGCCGAUGCAGACCUACUUCGGGAUAUAAUGACGAAGAAUUUCGACUCCUGGACCAGCCGUGGACUGCCAAUAAAUCCAGAGGUGGAUCCACUUUCUCAGCAUGUAGUAAUGCUCGAAGGGAAGAUGUGGAAGGGAGUAAGGGCGAAGCUGACCCCCACCUUCACGUCGGCGAGACUGAAGCAAAUGCAUUACCUUCUCCUGGAGUGUGCAAAGGACUUGGAAAAAUACCUGGACUCGCUGGCUCAGAGAAACGAGUCCUUCGAGGCCAGGGAGGUCAGUGCCAAGUUCACCACGGACGUAAUUGGAUCGUGUGUAUUUGGAAUCCGAAUGAACUCGUUGGGCGACGAAGAUGCAGCCUUUCGUAAGAUGGGGAAGAGGAUUGUAGAGACUACACUCCGGUCACGCUUCGCGCUGCUGAUGCAGAGCAGUUCUCCAUGGUUGUUCAAGAAAUUGAAACUUUCCUUAACGCCACCGGAUGUGGAAAAGUUUUUCAUCAAAAUCACAAAGGAGGCCUUUGACUAUCGAGAGAAAAACAACGUGCAGAGGCACGACUUUAUAGAUCUUCUGAGGAAACUCAAAAACGUGGACCAGCCACGUGGCGAGGACGAAAUAGUAUUCGAUGACGCUCUUCUAGCUGCCCAAGCGUUCGUUUUUUUCGGAGCCGGUUUUGAGACGAGCUCCACGACGAUUGGAUACGCCCUUCACGAGCUGGCUGUUCACCAGGAUAUUCAAGAUCGUCUUCGGGGAGAAUUGCGCGAGAUGAAAGUCGCUAAUAAUGGUGAAAUCACCUGGGAUGGUCUGCAUCAUAUGAAGUACCUUGACAUGGUGUUUCAAGAAACAUUGAGGAAAUAUCCACCAAUUCCGCAAGUUGGCCGAGUCUCAGUAAAGCCCUACCAAAUCCCUGGAACAGACAUCGUGCUACCAACGGGGUCGAAGUGCAUAGUUCCCAUAUACGCCGUCCACCACAACCCAGAAUACUGGCCUAACCCAGAGAAAUUCAUCCCUGAGCGGUUCACCGAGGAAGCAAAGGCUCAUCGACAACCUUACACUUUCCUACCCUUUGGUGGUGGGCCCAGGAAUUGUAUAGGUGCGCGAUUCGCGGAGCAACAGUCGAAACUUGGUAUAAUCACUGCGAUCGACAAGUUUAAGCUCUCCCUCUGUGAGAAGUCCCAAAAUCCAAUUCAAUACAAAAAAGGCGCACGUUUCCUUCAUGCGGAGCAUGGAGUUUGGGUCAAAGCAACUCGCCUUGGUGCUGACGAUAAUUGAUUCCGUUCCUCUUGGAUGACUGAAUACAGUCAAUCGAGAAUUUCAAAUCAGUGCAACAGAAGUUGUAGAGGAGGAGAGUGACGACAAAUUUCUUAUUUUAAUUGUGAGGUAAAGCUAAGAAGUAUUAAGAGUACAAUUCUAGACAAUAAUCGCCUUAACAUUUCAUACCUUCUGUGCUUUAGUUUACUUUUCUGAAAUUAAAGAACUUCUAGAAAAGCAAACACGUGACUCACACGCAUGGAAGACAAUGAGACAAUAUUUAUACCAAAACAUUAUAAUUA
Molecule: messenger RNA, 1808 nt
Organism: Diprion similis
Lineage: Eukaryota; Metazoa; Arthropoda; Insecta; Hymenoptera; Diprionidae
Product: probable cytochrome P450 6a13
Exons: 4
Coding region: 1-1527 (508 amino acids)
Molecular function (GO): iron ion binding; oxidoreductase activity, acting on paired donors, with incorporation or reduction of molecular oxygen; heme binding
Source: RefSeq, a predicted model, not a curated record